Messenger RNA from Saccostrea cuccullata (small rock oyster), 1540 nucleotides. RefSeq names its product E3 ubiquitin-protein ligase TRIM56-like. The coding region runs from base 140 to 1540 and encodes 466 amino acids. The transcript is spliced from 5 exons. The record is from RefSeq and is a predicted model, not a curated record. Gene Ontology annotation, molecular function: zinc ion binding. Lineage: Eukaryota; Metazoa; Mollusca; Bivalvia; Ostreida; Ostreidae.
UCGGAUAGAAUGUUAUCAGGAAACUUCAACUCACGACUACGUUAUACACUGAAAGCAAAGUCACAGCCGGAGUGACUAGUCAAAAGCAAAUGCAGACUCCUCCACAGCACCUGCAGAUUGCAUUUCUAGAUUUUGAGAUAUGGAUCAAUUGGAAAAAUCAGGCCAUAAAAUGAAAAUGAAGCUUUUGCAAGACCUUCUAAAGUGUAACAUAUGCCUUGAGACGUUAUCAAAUCCUAAGAUUUUACAAUGUCAUCAUUUUUUCUGCUCCACGUGCAUUCAAAGUCAUCAUGAAAACUCACAAGAGGGGAACCAGGCGUUUUGUCCGAUUUGUCGACGCCCUUUUGUUCUGGAUUUUUCUGGAGCCGAAGAUCUUCCACCGUGCCAUUUUGUUAAUGAAUUGCUGGAAAAAUUUUCAAAAGAACCUAAUCUUAAGACCAACACUGAAAUUGAAAGGAAUUGUCAAGGACUGUGUUUGAAAAGGAAAUCAAAGGUGAAGGCAACGUUUUCUUGUCCUCCAUGUGGAAUUGAUCUGUGUGAGGUUUGUUUAGAAGCUCACCAAUUUUUUAAUGCUCAUCAUAAAAUUGUUGAUGUUGAAGAUUACCAGAGGCCGAUUAUGAUUCAGUCACCAGAAAUGGAAGACGAAAACUUACUAUGUGAUCAGCAUACAGAUCACAAUCUUUCUGAGCUAUGUCUUGAUUGCAAAGCUGUUUUAUGUCAGGUUUGUAAAAAAAAACACCAUGAUCACAAUUGUAUUUCAUUGGAAGACAUAAAAAGUGAAGCUCAAAUGAUGAGAAAUAUGCUGCGCAGGAUAAAAAGUGAUUUAGAAAGAAGGAGGGAAGAUGUAACAACUUUUGAAUUCUUUCUGAAAACCAGCGAAACAAAGGCAAUUAAAAGAAUACAAAGUACUCAUAAAGAAAUAAAGGAACGAAUAGAUACUCAAAAAACAGAAUCUGAAGAAAAAUUGAAGUUGCAUUCCGAAAGUUUAACCAUUGAAAUUGCUGAAUCUCUCACCAAAAUAGACACUAAUUCAAAAUCAGUUGAGAGCAUUCUGGAACUCAUUCACACCCUUCUUGCGUUUGGAAAUGACAGAUGCUUUUUGAUGUACUGGCAAAACAUUCAUGAUAGAUAUCAAAGCAUAGACUUGGAAAACGUAGAAUUGCCAAAUGUUGAAUCCAAAGAUAUUAUUCGCUUCAACCCAACAGAUCUUGAGAAGUUGUCAAUCGGGUAUCUCACCCCUGCGAAACCAGACAUUGAAUGGAUGAACAAGGAUCAAAAUCAAGAUGAAGAAGAAAGGGAAGAUGAAAAAGAAAUUGAAGACUACACGGAUUGCAUGAUAAAUACGGCACAUAUGUUACGAGGAUCACACCUGUAUAGUUUUCUUCCCCAAAAACCGUUAAAUCCCGUUAACAGCAAAAGACAUGCACUGCGAGUAUUACCAAAGCCACCAAAACUGAAAACUGUUAUUGAACAAAAAACACCAGUACCUCAUUUUCAUGGAGAGCACAACACCUACUUAAGCUUAUUGACCGAACAAGGUUAG